GAAAUAUUUUCAACUACACCAGCUUUAAUUUUUUAUUCACAUUCUUUUAAAAGCAUGCAUUAGGCCGUAAAUAUCAAGCUCAUCUUUAUAAUAGACUCGGAUUCUAUUUUGGACCCUUUUAUUUUAAUCUUGCUGCUGGUGUGUCAAAAAGAAAAGAGGAAACUAUAUUUAGGAGAGGAAGCAUAUCAAAACACGAUGUGGCAUCUUUUUUUUGUUGAUGUGGGCACACUUUGCCAUUAAAACACCGAUAUUUCACACGUGCUGACUUGUAUUUAUUUUUAUUUCCCUUUUCUCACUUCUUUUUCUCUUUUCUUUUUUCUCUUUUUAUUAUUAAAGUCAUUAUGGAAAAGUCAGCCCAUGACAAGUCAAGUAGUCACAGCAAUACUUCUUCUACAAGUACCAUCGUUGGUGUUCAUUAUCAAGUGGGAAAGAAAUUAGGCGAAGGAAGUUUUGGUGUCAUUUAUGAAGGCUUGAAUCUUUUAAAUAAUCAGUCAGUUGCCAUCAAGUUUGAGCCAAGGAAAUCAGAAGUACCACAGUUGAGAGAUGAAUAUAGGACAUAUAAAAUAUUAGCUGGAACAUCUGGUGUGCCCAGUGCUUAUUAUUUUGGUCAUGAAGGAUUACAUAAUGUGCUUGUCAUUGACUUAUUAGGACCAAGUUUAGAAGAUUUAUUUGAUAUGUGUGGUAGAAAAUUUUCGAUAAAGACUGUAGCUAUGGUGGCAAAGCAAAUGAUUUCUCGUGUACAAAGUGUUCAUGAACGCAAUUUGAUUUAUAGGGAUAUCAAACCUGAUAAUUUCUUGAUUGGUCGUCCAGGCACUAAAUAUGCAAAUAUGGUCUUUUUGGUGGAUUAUGGCAUGGCUAAACUAUAUCGUGAUCCAAAAACAAAGAAACAUAUUCCAUAUAGAGAACGCAGGAGUUUGUCAGGAACCGCACGUUAUAUGAGUAUCAAUACUCAUUUGGGAAGAGAGCAAUCAAGACGCGAUGAUUUAGAAGCAUUAGGUCAUGUCUUUAUGUACUUUUUGCGUGGUUCACUUCCUUGGCAAGGCCUUAAAGCGGCAACAAACAAGCAAAAAUACGAAAAGAUUGGUGAAAAGAAACAAUCGACGUCUGUCAAGGAAUUAUGUGGAGCAUUUCCAGAGGAAUUCGGUAUUUAUCUUCAAUAUGUUCGAAAAUUAGGAUUUGAAGAGACACCCGAUUACGACUUUUUAAAAGAACUGUUUGAUAAAGUGUUGGAACGUGUAGGUGAAAAAGAUGAUGGCAUUCAUGAUUGGAUGCUACUAAAUGACGGUAAAGGAUGGGAGAACCGAUUUAAGCAAUUAAAAGAUGCUAGAGCAAGAAGAUCAGGUCAUCAUCAAUCCAAACACCAUAAUAAGAGAACAAGAGCGCCUGUGACAGCUACAAAUAACAACAAUGCAGACAAUAGACAUAGAUCAACAACUGAUAUGCCAGUUGCACCUGCCUAUGUUCCCUUACAAGAUCCUUUUAGUCAACAAAAAGAAAGAAGAGAAAAGCAUGGAUUUUGGAAAAGCCUUGUCAGUUUUGUUACAUGCAGUGGACAUCAAGAUUAAAGAAAAUAAUGAAGAUACCCCCCUUUCUUUUGCUUUU
Rhizopus microsporus ATCC 52813 is the source of this 1602-nucleotide messenger RNA. RefSeq names its product kinase-like protein. Gene Ontology annotation, cellular component: cytoplasm; nucleus. The transcript has 6 exons. Lineage: Eukaryota; Fungi; Mucoromycota; Mucoromycetes; Mucorales; Rhizopodaceae. The coding region runs from base 342 to 1565 and encodes 407 amino acids. Gene Ontology annotation, molecular function: protein serine/threonine kinase activity; ATP binding. The record is from RefSeq and is a predicted model, not a curated record. Gene Ontology annotation, biological process: endocytosis; signal transduction; peptidyl-serine phosphorylation.